CUAAGUAUUCAUUUUCAAAUCAACACUGGCAUUUGCCGUCAUACUAAAUUGAAAUUACUUAGAGAAGGAGAGAUCGUCUGAUUACUACCUAAAUAUUCGGAACUCUUUUGAUUCACUUGGGAAAACUCGGCUCAACUCACUUCAAGUCUUCUGGCUUCGUCUUACUGAAUCUCAUGAUGUCUUCUUCCGAAACUGAAUUUACUACGGAGGAGGAUGAACAUGAGCCGCCAGUAUCCUCCGCUCCGGUGCCAGUGAGUCCCAAUCCAAAUCUUCAAGCCAGUCCAUCGGUGACAUUUUCGCCAUUGGUGUCCAUCACCUUGGUGGCUGGGCAUCAAUGAAGAAUCCUUCGUUGAGUGGGAGUCAAACUAUUCCGAGACCGGGGUUCCUUCCGAGGCUAGGAUGGAACUUAGUCCGAUCCCGGAUCAUUGGCUUAAUGGCCUACGAUCGGUGCCAGCUACUACAAAUUUGAGGCCCAGGACGAGGCGUCGCUGGUACUCCGCAAGCCGCUCGGUUUCGCCAUCGCCAUCACCAUCAUCGACGUCGAACUCCUCAUUACUUCGGCGGCCAUCCAUCCUGAGGCGGCGUACAGGUAAUCGGGCCUUUAGUGUGGCUCAAGCCCAAGCUAUAUUUCGGGCUGAAAGGUUGAUGACUGGAUCCCUCACCGAUGUCGAUGACUACUCCGAUGUGGAGUCCGCGGAGCGUUGUCAUCGCAACGUUUUUGCCCGAACUCUCCGGCGUGGCAAUAGUAUCAGCGAUUGCAGCCAGUGCAGCAGCGAUGAAGAACAGGACAAGGUCAAGUGCAAAAACAAGAAGCCCACAGUUCCAAGUCACCUGGCCGAAUGGUUAUAUCCAGUUUAGGAUAUAAUGGUCCAUUUAACUUUUUUCGUUCUCGAAAAGUGUUCAAAACCAUUUCGUUUAAGAAUUCUUUUAACUAAAACCUUCCGUGUUUUGGCUAUUGAAAGGAGUCUCCUAAUGCACAGAUUUUAAAAAUGGAUGCUAAUGAUUUAUUUUAUUAAACAUAACAUAAAUGGGAUAAA
Messenger RNA from Drosophila gunungcola (fruit fly), 1037 nucleotides. RefSeq lists its product as uncharacterized. The coding region runs from base 400 to 858 and encodes 152 amino acids. NCBI's taxonomy places the organism in Eukaryota, Metazoa, Arthropoda, Insecta, Diptera, Drosophilidae. The record is from RefSeq and is a predicted model, not a curated record. The transcript has a single exon.